Messenger RNA from Cottoperca gobio, 1446 nucleotides. Its product is annotated as succinate--CoA ligase [ADP-forming] subunit beta, mitochondrial-like. The record is from RefSeq and is a predicted model, not a curated record. Gene Ontology annotation, molecular function: ATP binding; succinate-CoA ligase (ADP-forming) activity. NCBI's taxonomy places the organism in Eukaryota, Metazoa, Chordata, Actinopteri, Perciformes, Bovichtidae. Gene Ontology annotation, cellular component: mitochondrion; succinate-CoA ligase complex. Gene Ontology annotation, biological process: succinyl-CoA metabolic process; tricarboxylic acid cycle.
GCUCGAGAGGGAGACAUGGCGUCUUCCCUGAUCUGCAGCCGUUUGACGGCUAGCCUGAGAAACUCAGGGGCCAGAAACACUCUCACCCUCGCUUCCAAGGUUAUCUCGGUGGUUUCUUCGGGGCUGUUAGGAGGACAUGUGUCUCAGCUGCAGCAGCAGAGGAACCUCUCGCUGCACGAGUACAUGAGCAUCGGGCUGCUGAAGGAUCCGGCAUACUCCGUGCCGGCCGGUCUGGUGGCCAGCUCCCCGGAGGAGGCCUAUUCUGUGGCCAAGCAGAUCGGUUCAAAGGACCGUGUGAAAGCUCAGGUUCUGGCUGGUGGCAGAGGAAAGGGGACAUUCGAGGGCGGACUGAAGGGAGGCGUGAGGAUCGUCUACUCCCCCGAGGAGGCCGCGGACAUUACCUCUCAGAUGAUUGGUCGGAAGCUUUACACCAAGCAGACCGGGGAGGCGGGUCGAAUCUGCAACCAGGUGUUCAUCUGCGAGCGCAGGUACCCACGCAGGGAGUACUACUUCGCCAUCACCAUGGAGAGGCACUACCAGGGCCCCGUGUUGAUUGGCAGCUCGCAGGGAGGCGUGAACAUCGAAGAUGUUGCGGCGGAGAAUCCAGACGCCAUCGUGAAGGAGCCCAUCGACAUCGUGGAGGGCAUUAAGAUGGAGCAGGCUGUCAAGGUCGCUCAGAAGAUGGGUUUUCCCGCCGGCGCUGGUAACCGAGCAGCGCAGAGCAUGAUCAAACGGUACAACCUGUUCAUCAAGUACGACGCCUCCAUGGUGGAGAUCAACCCCAUGGUGGAGGACUCCUCCGGCACUGUGAUGUGCAUGGACGCCAAGAUCAGCUUCGACUCCAACGCAGAGUACCGGCAGAAGAUAGUGUUCGCCAUGCAGGACUGGACCCAGGAGGACCCGCGGGACCAGCAGGCCGCCAAGGCCGACCUCAACUACAUCGGCCUGGACGGAACCAUCGGCUGCCUGGUUAACGGAGCCGGUCUGGCCAUGGCCACCAUGGACAUCAUCAAGCUCCACGGCGGCACGCCCGCCAACUUCCUGGAUGUGGGAGGAGGAGCCACAGCUCAUCAGGUGACCGAGGCCUUCAAACUCAUCACCUCUGACAGGAAGGUCCAGGCCAUCCUCGUCAACAUCUUCGGAGGCAUCAUGAGGUGUGACGUCAUCGCUCAGGGCAUCAUCAUGGCUGUGAGGGAACUGAACCUCAGGAUCCCCAUCGUAGUGCGGUUACAAGGGACGAGAGUGGACGAUGCUAAAGCUCUGAUCGCUGCCAGUCCGCUGAAGAUCCUCGCCUGUGACGACCUGGACGAGGCCGCCAAAAUGGUUGUGAAGCUUUCUGAGAUCGUCUCUCUGGCCAAGGAAGCUCAAGUGGACAUCACCUUCCAGCUGCCCAUCUAAGAGAAGAAACCUCCACCUUUGACCUCCAUGACCCCCCCCCCCCCAAAC